AUGGCUGGUUUCUUUGCUUGGGUUGUUUGCCAUGCUGCAAGAGCUCGGUUUCAGAUCCCCCAGUUGAAAGUAGACCACACAACAGAGUGUGUUCUGAGGAACCUAAUAGCAUUUGAGCAGUGUCACUAUCCUGAAGAACCUUACAUCUUCAACUAUGUUUCUUUGAUUGACUCUUUUAUUCACUCCAAAGAUGAUGCAGAGUUGCUGGUUGAGAAAGAAAUUAUUGUCCAUGAACUGGGAAGUGAUCAAGAACUAGCAAAUCUGGUUAAUGAUCUUUGCAAACAUGUGACAAAUUCAACAUGCUACCACCAGAUCAUGGAAGAUGUUAAUGAACACUACAACAAUGAUUGGAAAUGGGCAAUGGGGACAUUGAGGUGGGUUUACUUCAGAGACCCUUGGAGAAGCAGUUCUACUAUAGUGGGGGUUGCUGUCCUAAUAUUCACUGCCUUCAACUUCUACCGUGUUACUGAUCUACUCUUUUAG
Messenger RNA from Vigna angularis (adzuki bean), 483 nucleotides. Its product is annotated as putative UPF0481 protein At3g02645. The coding region runs from base 1 to 483 and encodes 160 amino acids. The record is from RefSeq and is a predicted model, not a curated record. Lineage: Eukaryota; Viridiplantae; Streptophyta; Magnoliopsida; Fabales; Fabaceae. The transcript has 2 exons.